This is a messenger RNA of Frankliniella occidentalis (western flower thrips), 2963 nucleotides long. RefSeq lists its product as uncharacterized. The transcript is spliced from 2 exons. Lineage: Eukaryota; Metazoa; Arthropoda; Insecta; Thysanoptera; Thripidae. The record is from RefSeq and is a predicted model, not a curated record. Bases 504 to 1910 code for a protein of 468 amino acids.
UUCUUUCUAAACUAUUGUUACCUUUCAUGCUUCCAGCCCAGUCGGGCAGCGCAAUUCGCUUUUGUGUAGGAGAAUAGAACAAUACGACAGGUUACAUAACCCUGGGCACUCCGUGUCUCGGUCACACCGAAAGUAGAAGGAAGAACAAGGCGACAAGCCGACAGACAGGUUCUUGUUCUUGUUCCUCUCUAUAUCCGUUCCGUUUGUUGCACCUUUAUAGCCACGUGAUUGUUCGAUUUACAGCCGAGGUGGAGAACCCUUUACAGCAAGUGGUGAGAUACCGAUUUCCUAACAACCAAUAGUGGCUUUUAGGGUAUUUACCUGCUCGUGUGACAUAGUUCAUGUAAAGGUCUCAAAUCAUCGUCCCUUUGGAAGCAAUAUGCCUCCGUUCGAUUGUCAUAACCUCUCGUACACGUUUAUUGUGUUUUACGUUCGAACCCGGUUUCUAAUAUCAGUAGCUUUCAGGACAAGGGAUAUUCUGUUAUUCGUCAAUUCCUCAAUUUAUGUGUUUUCUCAUUCUAUUAUUAAAUUAUGUGACAAAGACACGUUAUGCUUCAUUGAGCCUCGCUAUGCUUGAUCUUCCAUUCAUUCCUUUCAUUCAUUUCUAUUUCUCUUUCACAGCUAUGCCCCGACAUAAUUUCAAGAAAAGGCGGACAGCUCGUCAGCAAGAUGUGAAUUACGAAGCUGAUCAGUCUGCUUACCCCGAGGCUUAUCCUGUCGAUGAAGCAUAUCAGUCUGCUUAUGACCCUGUGGAUUACUCUCACCACCCCUAUGGUCAUGUUCAUGAAGCACCCUAUCCUUAUCUAACCCCACUCCAUCACCAUGACCCAUAUUCCCAACAUCAGCCAUAUCUCGAUCCCCAUGCACAUUUUUCCCACCAACCCUACGAGCUUUCUGUGAACGAAGUACCACUUCCUCAUCCCCCAUACCCACCUUAUCAGAAUGAAAUUUAUUCUCAACACCCCCCACAUCAUGAUACUAUGGGCAAUUAUUAUUAUCCCUCUGAGCCUCUUCAACAUCCCUACUCAUAUAAUCCAACAGGGAGUGAUCAUCGAGACCCUUAUUCUCCACACCCGCCUCAUGAUUAUUAUUUCUCUGAGCUUUCCCAACAUCCUUACCCAUCAAAUCCAACAGGGAAUGAUCUCACUUCUCAAUCAUUCUCUCACUAUCCUUCAACUGAUCCAUUCCCUGCUGAUUCAAAGUUCCCUGUUCCCCCCAUACCCAAUCACCCAGUCAAUGGCGAAGGUCAGAUGGUGGUUGAAUCGACUAAACUGUAUGCAGGAAAACAAGACCACCGACAGACUGAGAUUGCUACAUCAGUUAAUGUAGAGGAAAAGGAAGCUGACUCAAUGGUUCAGGAAGACAAAAAACAGGCUAAGCAUACAAUAAAGGAAGAGGCUGAUGUAAAGAUAGUAACUGCUAAUUCAGAGGUUGAUGGAAAGGUAAAAGAAGACACUUCAGAACUGAAAAAAAAAGAAAAAGGAGAAAAGGUGAAGAGAGAGUCUGAUGGAAAGAUAAAAGGAGAUUCUAGUAAUUCAGCAGUAAAUAAAGAGAAAGAAGAAAUUAAGGAAAAUAAAACAAAGAAAAGGAAGAAAAAAUCAACCGGUCUUUCUUCUGAAAGUAGCAGUUCAAGCAGCGGCGACAGCAAAAGCAGCUGCAGCUCGAGUGGCAGUGAUAGUAGCUCCAGCAGUGGCGACAGCAGUGACGGUGAGAGCAGCAUUGCAAGCUCCAAUGACAGCCAAUGCAGCAAAGGAUCUCACAAAGAUGUUAAAAAGGCAAGAAAAUCAGGGGAAAAUGUGAACGACAAAGAAAGGAAGGCAAAGAAGAAAUCAAAGAAAGAGAGAGAUGAAGAGAGGAAGCAGCAUUUUGCAGCAAUUCAGAAGCUAUUGGCGAGAGCCACAUGCACAUGAUUAUAAUCUCAUGAUUAUAAUCUCAUGAUUACCAGCUUCUAAAUUUAACAUGAAAACUUUCCUUAUCUUUCCAGCAACUGUCACAUAAAACUUCAAAGACAAAAAAAUCUGAGUCCAAGACGUCUACCUGUAGUACAACUACUUCCAGUGAAAGUAAGCGUGGUCGAGGACGCCCUCGCAAAUAUAAGCCUAGAGGUAAGAAAAUGCCUCACUUCUGUGGGAAAUUCGUUUACCCUGAUCAUUGAAUUUGGUAUUACGUAUUAUUGAUGUAUUCUCCUUUCAUUUCAGAACUGUUACAGGGUGCAGACAAUAGUGAAGAUCUGAAACCUGAAAGUAACACAUAAGUUAUUCUCUUAUUCCUUAUUUCAUAUUUUGUAAUGUUUCGUGUUUAAUUUCCAUGUAGUAAUAACACCCUUUGUGUUGACUCAAGUACAUGGAAAUAUUUCAUGCACAGGGUAUGUUUAAGAGUAGUUUAAUUUGUGUUCUGACUUUCUGCGUAAGCAAUUGAACACUCUUGUUCCUGCAUGUUUAUUUCUGUUUUAAUUCAAGCAACCAUCUUCCUUUAAGAGUCAUAUUUUAAUCAAAGAAAACUGAAAUUAAUUCUGAAGGGCAUUGAGGAUUUUAAAUGAUUGUAGUUUGUAGUUGUCGAACAUGCCCAUUUUUCUAGUACUCCCCACUCUGCUGAUCUUCAUGGUUGGGCCGCUAGGUGUAGUGCCACCUUGCAGUAAUUGGUGUCAUCAUUUUCGAAUAGCAUCUUUUAAAUAUAAUGUGGUUUUAAGUACCUCAACUGAAGUCAAUGUGGAUUAACUUGAAAUUUAAAAGCGUUAGAUUAUGUACUAGACAUCAGAAGAUAUAACUCAUCUUAUCUUCUACUCAUCUUCUUAUGUAAAACUAGUGCUUCAUCUACAGGAAAUUUGGGGGUGGUGAAGUAUGAAGUAUUCUUAUGUAAAACUAGUGCACUGUUUACGUCCUUCAUAAUCUAGAUCACUCAACGCACACGCAUACCCAACUUGGUGUAUAGCUUCCCAGGACACUAUGAUCGUCAGUAUAGUC